Messenger RNA from Symbiodinium sp. CCMP2592, 1089 nucleotides. Lineage: Eukaryota; Dinophyceae; Suessiales; Symbiodiniaceae. The record is from the annotation of a GenBank genome assembly.
AUGUCAGCCAUGGCUUCGGAAACCGCCCUGCAGCAUACACCUAAGGCCAGUGCCGCUGCUCCUUUUCCCAGUGCAGUGGCAGCUGAUGCUGCAGCUCCGGAGCCCAUGCCCAUGAGCUCGUAUGUGCAGAGUUGCAUCGAUGCGAAUGCACAGUUGCACCGAGAGCUCAUGGAGAUGACUGCCAAGCCUUGGUUCUGGUACAGCGGAACCCUGGUGCUGGAUCUGGUGGAGUAUACAGAGUCCACUUGGACCGAUGCUGAGAUGCUCGGGCUUGGACUUGGGCCUUUGAUUUUCACCAGCCUUCGGGCUUUCAUUUAUAGGAACAGGUGCUUCGAAGCAGCCCGUGGCUUUUACCACCCAGGCGAUAUCCAUGCCAACGGCUGCAGAAUCUGGAAGAACUAUGACAAUGCGAAGAAUGCAUUCAUAUGGUACUCCAAGAGAUACAGCACCUUCUACUGCUCUGACAGAGUUGUGCUGGAUACAGUGCCACCUCAAUGGUGGGAGAAUGUGGAGGUGUUUUGCUCCUUCGGGGUGGCCGAGUUCAUUGGGCAGAUGGCACCGGAAAUGUCCGGCACCGUACACUGCCCUCCUGACGAUGAGCAGCCGAGUGUGAACUUGAAGCUCAGAACGGGCGACCAGUGGUAUUCGUGGAUGGGGGACCUGAAGAAGCGGAAGCUCGAGGACGAGAUUGUUACACCAAGUGCUUCAACAGCUGGCACACCAGCACAAAGUGCUUCUCCUGCAGGUGUCCCAGCAGAAGCAGCUCCACGAGCUUCCACCGAUGGCCCGCCGGCAGCAGAUCCAGGUGCUCCCACGGCAGCAGAUCCAAGUGCUCCCACCGAUGGCCCAGCAGCAGCAGACCCAGAUGCUUCUAUCCCAGCAGCCCCAGGCUCUUCUACCGAUGGUCCCGAAAAGGACAAGGACAACAGCUGGGAGGGCUAUGACGACAGGAGCUGGGAUAACUAUGUCUGGGACUACAAGACUAACAGCUGGAAGUGGCAGCCAACAGCUGUGCCUGAGAAGGGCUCGGGGAGCCAGAAUCAGGAGAGAACUGGGCGGCUAGACAAUACUUUCUUGUGUUUGGGGUAG